Paramecium octaurelia is the source of this 854-nucleotide messenger RNA. Lineage: Eukaryota; Ciliophora; Oligohymenophorea; Peniculida; Parameciidae. The record is from the annotation of a GenBank genome assembly.
UUUACAUGCAAUAACAACAAAAUUCAACAUAUUAAUUGAAAAUUGUGAAUACUGAAACUAGGUCCGACAUUGUUUACUAUCAGAUCUAAGUAAUAUAUAGCAGAAUAUAACAAGGUCUUAAACACAUAAACAAAAAUAUCCUGGAGCUUUGAAGAAAGAUAUAAAAACAUCAAUAAUCUGCACACUUAAUUGGCAUCAGAAUUAAAGCAAUAACUUCCUUAAUUCCCAGCCAAAAAAUUCUUUGGCAAUACUGAUCCAGAAUUCAUUUCGACCAGAAAGGCUGGGUUAUAGAAUUAUUUUAAGACUUUACUUUAAAUAGUGGAUGCAGAAUAGUGUCCAACUCUUAAGAAAUUUUUGACUAAAGGAGAAUAGAAAUAAAUCAAGGAUCAACCUCAAUCAUUUAAGGAAGAUUAGGUCAAACAAAAUGAUAUUUAAGGAAAUGCAUCUUCAAAAGAAAAAAUUCAACAGCAAAAAUAAAUUGAAAAUGAGAGAAUAAAAAAAGAAUUAAAGGAUAAGUUGGGUGCAGCCACUUAACAAAUCAAGUCAAAGUUUGUUGAUCUAGGCAAUUUAGUCAACCCUCCAGAUGAGCAUGACAUCAAAAAGAAGAGAGCACACUAUGAUCAAAUUCGCUUAGACCUUAAAGUAUUUUAGAGUAUAUAUUCUUUAGAAUUUUCAAACUAAUAUAGACAUUCCUAAGCCAAGUGCAUAAUCAAAAAUGAUGAUUGCCUAAUCGACAAUCGAGCAAACAUAACCAAAAUUAAUAUAGUUGAUCUCAUAAUUGCAAGCUGGAGUAGAAAGCAUCAUAAGCAUUUGAGUAUUAAAAAAUAUCAAUUAUAUUUAAUUAUUGGAACGGU